ACCGCCCGUCCGCCACUCGAACACCCCCAUACGACGUCUCGUGAGACCCCACGAGCAUAUGCGACAACCGUGAGCGUGCCGAGUGUGCUGUGUUCUGCCCGAGAGCGCUGCGUGGCGACGACGGAUGCCGCCCUUGCGAACGUGCGCGACGCCCGUCAGCCUCACCCACCAUCACCCUCGAGUCCACGCACGCCGCCUAUAGCCGUUGCUGCCGCCUGCAAUGGAGGCGCCCGCGCCCGCGCCCGCGGUGCCUGCACCCCCAGAGGUCUUGCCGUCGGUCGAGACGCCCACCCACCAGGAUGCACACGACGACGUUGCGAACAAGCCUGCGCUGACACCGCCGACGAGCGAAGACAUGGACAAGCGGGACGAGAGGCUGUCGUCGGAGCUGUCAGACAUAGACAGCGACGAUGGCGAGGACAUUGAGCCCGACCAUUACUGGGACGGCGGCAAGAUACCUGUCUUCAAGCCGACAAUGGACCAGUUUCGCAACUUUCGACGCUUCAUUGACAAGAUCGACAAGUACGGCAUGAAGUCUGGGAUCGUCAAGGUCAUUCCCCCAACCGAAUGGCGCGAAUCGCUGCCCGACCUGAGCGAGGCCGUGAAGACGAUCAAAGUCAAGAACCCCAUCACCCAGGAAUUUGCCGGCCAGCACGGAAUCUACACACAGGCAAAUAUCGAGAAGCAGCGAUCAUACAAUCUGCCUGAGUGGAAGGCAGUGACGGAGGAAGCCCACCACCAACCGCCAGUCAAGCGGGGCGAGCGUCGGAGAGCUGCCGCUGAAGCCCCGUCGCGCAACCGCUCCACCAGAGCUCAGACCAACACCGCAACCGCCGACGCUUCACCCGCCAUGAAACGUGGGCCUGGCCGACCGCGGCGUGGCCGCGCCGCCAAGAAGGAAGAGGUCGAUGACGAUGACACUGCUUCGAUUGAUGUUCCGCCAACGCCAAAGUCCCCCGGUCCGGAGGACGACAAGAAGACGUCGGUUAGGAAGAUCAAGGAAGAAGAACGUGAGGAGUCGCCGGUACGAGCACGUGGCCGCCAGCCGCGCGGCCGUCAACCAAAGGGCGACACGAAGAAGUCGACUACAUCUCGCCGCAUGAACAACCGGACGGCAAUUGCUGAUUACAUUGACGAAGCUGCUUUUGAAAGCUUCAACUACCAUCUCGAGAACUUGGCUGAAUUCGGGCCUGACCGCUGCAAAGAGUUGGAAGAGAACUACUGGAAAACCAUCAACUUCGGUCAGCCAAUGUACGGAGCCGACAUGCCUGGCUCUCUGUUCGACGACAGGACGACAAGCUGGAACGUGGCGAAGCUUCCGAAUUUGCUUGACGUUCUUGGGACCAAGGUGCCCGGUGUCAACACCGCAUAUCUGUACCUGGGCAUGUGGAAGGCUACCUUCGCAUGGCAUCUGGAGGACGUUGAUCUAUACAGUAUUAAUUACAUCCAUUUCGGCGCUCCCAAGCAAUGGUACAGCAUCUCGCAGGAAGACGCCCGACGCUUCGAAGCGGCCAUGAAACAGAUCUGGCCUAACGAUGCAAAGAAUUGCUCGCAGUUCCUGCGCCACAAGACCUACCUCAUAUCGCCGCAAAAACUUGAGAAGGACUUCAACAUCAAGGUCAACCGACUGGUCCAUUACGAGGGCGAAUUCGUCAUCACAUACCCUUACGGCUACCACUCCGGGUACAAUAUUGGUUACAACUGCGCUGAAUCGGUAAAUUUCGCCAACGAAUCCUGGCUGAGCUACGGCAGGAUUGCUAAGAAGUGCGAAUGCGAGUCUGACAGUGUCUGGGUCGAUGUAAAUGAGAUUGAGCGCAAGUUGCGCGGCGAGCCAACGCCGGAGUACAUCGAAGAGACUGAUUCUGAGGGUGAAGACGAGAUUGAUCACUUGCCAAGUCCACCUCCCAGCGUUGCUGGCAAGGCCAGGGGGAAACCUGGACGAAGGCCCGCAGGCAACAAACGCAAGAGGGGCAACAAGGAACCCGAAGACGCUCCCAAGCCGAAGAAGGUCCGACGUAUUCGCAUUCGCAUCAAGGUGCCUGGUCGUGGGAUGCCUUGUAUCCUAUGUCCAAAUGACGUUGAGUACGACGAGCUUCUGCCGACGGAUAAUGGCAUGAAGGCGCAUCGCAUCUGCGCAGACUACACCCCGGAAACCUACAUCUUGAACAAGAACGGUGUCGAAACCAUUUGCAAUGUCGCCAAUAUCGGCAAAGAUCGCUUGGAGCUCAAGUGCAACUACUGCCGCUCAAAGCGUGGAGCUGUCUUCCAGUGUUCGCAGAAGAAGUGCACGCGCGCUUUCCACGCGACCUGCGCCAUGGCUGCCGGUGUUCAGGUGGACCUUGGGCCAAUGCCGACUUUCGACGAGGAGGGCACCGAAUACUACUACGAUGGAUACGAUUUCCGAUGCCGUUUCCACCGACCGAAGAAGCGAAAUAACAAGACCGUUGACGUGGAUUACCUUGAGAAAGAUAAGUUCGUCAUGAACUUUGCGAAGGGUCUCAAACCGAAGGACGCUAUUCAAUUUCAAUAUGUUGGUGGCGAGAUGUACCAAAUUUACGGUGGCCUGGUGGUCGAGAACCGUUCCGGAGAGCAGGCUUUGGUCGUAGACGUACUACCUGACGGUGACCGCGUCGAAGUGGAGUGGAAAUACAUCUUGAAGCUCGCGCCAGAAGACUCGCAGCGACCGAAACCUUCAGCCAACGCCAAACCGCUGCCCGAACAUCUCAAGGAGAACGAUGCCUCGCUUGACAUUAGCAACCGCACCGAUGGCGUUCCCGAGGUUGGCGAUCCUUUCCACGAUCCCAACUCGGAGCAGAAAUGGGCCGAGUUCAACACUGCUCCGGACGUGAUCAAGAAGAUCUCCAAAGUGGACUUCAGCAAACCUGACCGCCUGUGGCACUAUUUGGGCAAGAACUCGACUGAAGCUAGGCCACAGUAUACGGACGAUCUGUCGAAACGCGUGCACAACCCGAAGAGCAACUUCUUGGAUAGAGUUAAACCUCCAGCGCCGAUCGUUCCGAAUUACCAAUACCAAUACCAACAGCGCUCGUAUCCGGCGACGUAUCCCAUCAAGCCUGCGCCAGUGUCUUACCAACCUCAAACACCCAUGCAGCAGCAACCGAAGCCUUACCAAUACAAGCCCAAGGAGUCGAUGAUGACUACUUUCAGAGCUCCAGCUUACCAACCAAAUACAAGCAAGAACCCCAAUUCGCCCGUUGCGCAUCAGCCGAAUGUCACCUACGACCAUCGGUCUCCCGGUUCUCCCUAUGGGCAAACAGCCUAUCAACAGAGCUACCACUCCUCACGGCCGCCGCAGGGCGGCUACAUACCCUACGCUCCGCCACAACAAUGCUCCACUCACGCGAAGUCGCCGUCAACAAGCGGACCGCCGCCGCUUACUGGUUUCCACCAUUAUGCUCAGCCGGCUCCGUCACCAAACUCAGUACCGCCAAAUUUGUAUCACCUGCCUCCUUCGCCGUAUUCUCAGAGCCAAGGACCUGUACCGCGACCCGUCUACAGUCCGUCUGCAGGCCGACCUGGCUCACAAACACAGUUUCACAGCGGCGUGCCAGUGCCCCACACAAUGAGUAACCCCGCCGGGACCUCCAAACCUCCAAUUCCAAAUGGUGGGUUUACGGCCGAGUGGGCUCCAAAAAUACCUACAGCAACCAGCGGAACCCCGAAUGGGAUGCCGCCCAUGCGAUCGGAUCAAUCAAGUCCUGGUAUGGGUAUAAAGUUCGGGGGAAUGAUGCCCCAGAAUUUACCUAUGCCGAGGCCAACUGCACAGUUCCAGUCGCCAGAUGCUUUUCGGCAAGAUCUAAACAAAGCACCUCGGCCCCUAUCGGGAGCGCCGAAAUGGGAGACGAUGCUCAAACAUCUCGGGAACACACCUGAGCAACCAGCUCCAGCAGGCACGACGGCCUCGCAUAGUCCACUACCUACUUUGGCUCCAGCCCCGGCGAGCCGACCAUCGUCGCGUGCCCCACCGCCUACUCUUGCUCCCUCGCCCAUGGCGCCACGUCCUCCGAGCGCGUCGCAACCACCCACCAAGAGUGACACGCCUUCCGUGAUCGAUCCUGCGCUUCAGAGCUAUACGCCGCCUCAGGCUCCACCCAGCACGGCUGCACCGGCGAUACCCACCCCGCCUGGCGAGAAGCCGAAUACACCCCAACGGCCGGAGUAUAGUCCUAUCAGCGAUAAUGGAGAUACGAAACCGCCGCCGGCGGUGCAUGCUGGGGAGACGUGGAGGUAUACUUCGUAGAAAUCUGCAGCGUUUGAGGGGCGUUUAUGUGGUUGUCGUGUUGCCACACUUGUAUGAGUAUAGCGCUUACACAUGGGAAAAGUAAUACUUCAUGCAUAUGGCUAUUUGUUUGCGAGGCAUUCUUCGUGGCUUUUGCAAUCGGUGUUUGGGCGGUAUGGACACAUCCCAAUGGCAUAGGUCAAAUGGGAUGCCACGUAGGCGUGGCAGGAGGGUUCAAUAAAUACAUGAUCGUUCUGCUUG
Paraphaeosphaeria sporulosa is the source of this 4501-nucleotide messenger RNA. RefSeq lists its product as uncharacterized. Gene Ontology annotation, molecular function: histone H3K9 demethylase activity; histone H3K36 demethylase activity. Gene Ontology annotation, cellular component: nucleus. Lineage: Eukaryota; Fungi; Ascomycota; Dothideomycetes; Pleosporales; Didymosphaeriaceae. The record is from RefSeq and is a predicted model, not a curated record. The transcript is spliced from 4 exons. Gene Ontology annotation, biological process: chromatin remodeling. Bases 221 to 4261 code for a protein of 1346 amino acids.